AUGGAUCCCGCACCGCCGGUUCGGCCGCAGGUCGUGCGCGGGCGCAACGCGCUGGUGGGCGCGGCGCUGGUGGCGUUUGUGGGCGGCGUGUACGCUUACACCAUGCGCGCCGUGGGCGGCUCCGACGACAUCGGCGACGCCGUGCGACGACUGGAGAAGGAGCAGGCGACGAAUGCGACGAACAUCCGCUGGCCUGUCCAUCCGCACAAGGCAGGUGAUUGGUUGCGUGCGGUGCGGAGGGCAGCGAGGAGGCCGCGAUGCGCGGCUGUUGCCAUCCGUAGGAGGCAUGUGCGCCACGCAGUCAUGCGGGCUGACAGCAAAGGCGCGCCUCUCCUCGUGGCGUGCUGCGCGCUGGUGGCACCCCCAGCUGCGACCCCUAGAUGUGACCGCAGCACAGCAGGCAUGCAGGGGCGCAUGUGUGGGGGCAAUGUGAGCGCGGUGUCAGUUGCCUGA
Closterium sp. Naga37s-1 is the source of this 453-nucleotide messenger RNA. NCBI's taxonomy places the organism in Eukaryota, Viridiplantae, Streptophyta, Zygnematophyceae, Desmidiales, Closteriaceae. The record is from the annotation of a GenBank genome assembly.